UGGCACAUGGUCUGACUCUGUAUAAGGCUGCCUCCUGUGCCUCUGAAUACACCAAGUAUGGGGAAAGCCAUUGAGCUUACGUCUUGCUUGUGAGCUUCCUGUCAUGGCAUGUGGUUUCCAGAGCCAUCAGGCUGCUGGUCUAUGAUAGACCCCUUUUGCCUGAUCCAUCAGCCGGUCUCUUUUGAUGCUAUUGUGUUCUCCUUUUAUGGAUGUGUAGUUGCAUGAAUCAACUGAGAAUAAAAUACUUUCACUUUCCACUUUCGGCUAUUAAUGUGCACUCAAAACCUGCGUCAGAUUCAGAACUGUCUCUGAGAGGGACGGAGAGAGUCAGAGAGAAACAGCCAGACCAGGAACAUCUCCAGGCUGAGAAAACUGCCCAGCAGAAGUCAAGGAUUUCUGGACUGCCGUGAACCCUGAGUGGUGACUUGUCUUUCUGCGACAGGCAGCAUGGCCAAAGCCAGACCAGAUGAAGAAUUGAGAAUUCUGCUCAUUGGAAAAACAGGAUCUGGGAAGAGCACAACAGGAAACACCAUCCUGGGGACUAAAGAAUUUACAAGCACAUGUAAUCCUGGUUCAACAACCCAGGACUCCAAAAGAAAAGAUGCCACUGUAGGUGGCAGGAGAAUUGCUGUUGUUGACACACCUGGGUUCUUUGAUACAAAAAGUAAUAAAUGCUUCACACCAGAAGAGCUGAAGAAGUGCGUUAAUAUGGUCUAUCCUGGAUUUCACGCCAUCGUCGUUGUGGUAAAAACGGGCAAGAUCACAACGGAGGACCAGGAAACAUUUCGGAAAGUGAAAAGCUUCUUCAAGGAUGAAGGAAAGAAGUAUUUGAUUCUUUUAUUCACCUUUAAAGAUCAGUUAGAUAUGGAGGGUUCAACUAUAGAGAAGUUCUUAACAGGUGUUGACGGGCACCUGAAGGAUCUGAUUCAGAUGUCCAAAGGACGAUUCAUUGCUUUUAACAAUGUGGCUGGUGGAAAAGAAAAGCAGAGUCAGGUGGAGAAGCUCAUUGAGAUGAUUGAUGAGAUGGUGGCAAUCAAUGGCAGUACAAAUCUGUACACUGUGGAAAAAUCCGAAAAGGACAACUCUUGGGGGAGUUGGCUUAAGUCUUUCCUUUUUUAAACACCUGUUGAAGUCCUAAUUGUUCUAAAAUAGUUUCUUUCCAUUUUAUCUGGUUGUAUUACUGUAAGCAACUGCGGUUUUUAUCGAGAGCUUUUUAUCUUAUCAUCUGUUUUGUCUGUGGCGAGCCUGCAAGUGUGGUAGGAGUCACCCUUUGCUUGGCUUACUUGCUCCUUCUUCUUUGUAUCUUUUUGAACCUCAAUUGCCCCAAGAUGGAAAAACCUGCGUAUGGCUCCCCUUUAUCACAUACACAGCCCAACAAGGCAAUGACAAAAAUCCACCAACAGCAUACAGAUCAGUACGGCUUACCUGAUCCAAAACACCCACCCGCCCCACUCACACAUGAAAACAAAGCUCACCGCAGCCAACCACAAAUGAACAACCACACCCUAGGGCAACCCCAACCUCUCUCACCACCAAAGGAACACAAGUGAACAGCAAGGAACUUGCACAAGCAACACACUGACACAAAACCCCACAUAUAUUAAGUACUGUAUAUACUCGAGUAUAAUCCUACUUUUUCAGCACAAAAAAUGUGCUGAAAAAGCCGCCCUCGGCUUAUACUCGAGUGAGGCCAUAGCUGCCAAGUCUCCCAUAUUCCACGGGAAACCCUCAUUUUUCCAGCCGUUUCCCGCUGGCAGCCCGGAUUUUUUUAAAAAACCUGUAAAUCCCCUGGAUUCUUACCGGCCCGGGGAGGCUCCUUCUGCACGUCUGGAGUCUCUGGACAUGCGCAAAAGCAAUUUCUGGCACUGCGGCCAUUUUGGAAAUGGGCAGAGCAUGCGUAGAAGCGACUUCCGGUGCUGCUCUGCCCAGUUCCAAAAUGGCCGCAGCGCGACUUCCGCUGCUGUGCCGCAGCCGAUCCCGGAUUUUUCAGCGGCAGAGAAAGGCACAGGACUGGGGGUUCAGAGAAGCACUGCGCUGCGACUCUCCGAACCCCCGUCCUAUGCCUGCUCUGUGUGAGGCAGUGGGGAGGGAGAAGCGGCAAGGAAGGGAUCCUUCCUCGCCGCUUCUCCCCCCCACCCCGCCGCCAACAGCUGGGAAAGGCAUAGGACAGUAUUUAUUUUUAUUUUUGAAAUUUACCAGUUGCUGCUGCAUUUCCCACCCUCGGCUUAUAAUCGAGGUAAAAUUAGGUGCAUUGGCUUAUAUUCGGGUCGGCUUAUACUCGAGUAUAUACAGUGACAUAGACACAUCGGCAGUUCGGCACCCCACCGCACCCCCACUCAACACUCCCCCCUCCCCCUCUUUCCCCUUUUUCUUCCUAAUGUAACACUAAUAUCUCAACAAAUGAAACUGAUCUGUAGAAAAUGUAACUUGAAAAAAGAGACACUGCACAUACUUCUGUAAACCAAUAAAUCUUCAAUAAAAAUAUGUUGAUUAAAAAAGAGAAGAUGUUUCUGUCUUCAUUUCUUCCCAUUUGCCCACUGCAGCUUUCCUUCACUGGUGGCGUUGUUACGAGGAGUUACAAAAACAAUUCCUGACAUCAAGGGGGAAGUUAUAAAUUACAGGGGUGUGUGUGUGUGCAAAAUUGGAGCCAUAAACUUUUACUAUAAAACAAAACAAAGCUCCAACAAUAAGAUAAAAUAGUAUCACUUAUUGAUAAGAUUGGCAAGAAGCAUUGACUCCCACUAUAUGCCCUGUUAUGUACUGAGCUGAAUCCUAGAACAAUAGGAUUCAGAAUCAGCGGGAGCUACCCAAUCCAACUCCAGGUGGAAGUGAAUCCGCAACCUGAUUGGCCUGCUGGAGCAGCCAAUCAGGCGGCUGGCAGAAGUGAAUCUGCUACCUGAUUGGCCUGUAGGAGCAGCCAAUCAGGCUGCAGGCAGAAGUCAAUCCACAAUAUAAUUGGCCCACAGGUGUAGCCCUGAAGUAGCCAAUCACGCAAGGCCCAUUGUGUAAAUAAUGUAUAUAAGCAGAUGGUUUUGGGAAAAGAGCCAUUCGUCUUCUCUUCUCCUCCUUGAUGACUAUGAGCUGAAUUAAGAGCAUGAAAUUCACUCUUGACUCCGAGUAUAUUUCACUGGCGACGAAGGUGGGAUCCUGCUGAGCUGACCGCCACCACGCACUGCACCGCAGCACCGCCACCUGCUGCACCGCUGCAUCGCACCGUGCAUCCAGGCUUCAG
This is a messenger RNA of Zootoca vivipara (common lizard), 3232 nucleotides long. Its product is annotated as GTPase IMAP family member 9-like. Lineage: Eukaryota; Metazoa; Chordata; Lepidosauria; Squamata; Lacertidae. The record is from RefSeq and is a predicted model, not a curated record. Gene Ontology annotation, molecular function: GTP binding.